AGAUAUUAAUUAGGAUAUGAGGAUUACUAAAUAGGCAGGCCCUUGGAGUCUGGGUGCAGUCGUGCAGAUACGGCUAAGCUCAUUCAAAUUCCAGUAUCUAGACCUCCACCAUCUUAAAUUCAAAAUUCACACGCCGUUGAUGCUCAAUCCGUAAGCGUUAUUAAUAGCUCACAAUUCAUAUCUCUCCGCCGACGCUCAAUCGUCUUCUACAUACACUUGGGUCGAUUUUAUACUAUAUGAUAUUUAAGUUAUUAUGGCGAGCAGAGAUAGAAUAAGCCAGCUCCCGGAAGAUAUACUUGACCACAUUUUGGGAUUAUUGUCUAUCCAACAAGUUGCUAAAACUGCAGUUUUGUCUACGGUUUGGAGAGAUCUCUGGACCACUCUCACUCAGCUUUGCUUUGAUUAUGACUUCUUUGAGUAUUUUGACAAAAAAUAUCGGCGGGAUAGCAAGUAUGUCAGGAAAUCUUCUGGGUUGUAUGUAAUCACUAAAGUUCUGUUGCAACAUAAGGGAACUAUUAGGAAAUGUGUCAUUCAUUUAUCUCAUGCUGGAAUUCUUACUCUGAGGUCUCGCUCCUUUGACUUUGAUCAGUGGUUACAUUUACUCACAUUUAAACGUGUUGAAGAGCUCCACCUUAGUUUUGAGGAUAAAGCAUACAAGCUGCCGAAUUUUAUCUUUUCAUGCUCAACACUCAAAAACUUGCAUCUUGAAGCUUUCUCUAUUGAACCAUUAAAUCUACCUCGCACAUUGCUACCUAAUCUUACAUCAUUAUAUUUCGUAGAUGUUGACUUUGGUCCUACAAAUGUUUCAAAUUAUGUUGUUGAUGUUCCUAUGUUGGAGAAUCUGUCAUUUAGGGGCUGUGAGAAUAUACUACACCUAAAAAUUACUGCUAGAAAACUUUGCAGUUUGGCAAUUAAUGGUUUGUGUAGUGAAGUCGACAAAUCUCUCAGGCUCAACUUGGACUUCAAAUCUAUUUGUACUCUUGAAUUGGACAAUUGGUCUCUCCAGUAUAUUCUUGCCGAAAGUGCUACAAAGGGACGUCAACUACAACCGCAUACACUAAAUGUGGAAUUGUUGAUACUAUCAGGAUUUCGUUUCCAAAGGGAUGUUGAGACCUCUUCAUUUGUAAGGUUGCUAUGCAUAUGCCCGAUGUUAUGCCAACUUGAAAUAAGUUUUUGGGGGAUCGAGGAUAAUACUUAUAAGCCUUUAGAUGCUACAUCAAAGCGAUUGAAAAAGCUUCGUACUGUAGUUCGAACAUACAACAGGCUUCUCGUUUUGAAACUUUGCUCAUUCAGAGGAUUAAGGUCUCAAAUGCAUUUCAUUAAGGAGAUGUUGGCCUGUCUUCCCUCACUUGAAAGGGUUAUCUUUAUUUUCCAUUAUAUGUAUGAUGAUGAUGACAGCUACAAGAAACAUGAGAUCAUGGAAGAAGUGUUGUGUUUUCCUCGUGCAUCUACUAAAGCAAAAAUGGUUUAUUAGCAGCUAUCUUUCCAAGUUGAAUGGAAGGUAGUCCUUUGUGUAGUAACACUAGAUGCAGCAAACAUGUCAUGCCAACGUUAAGCACUUAUGCUACAUGGAUGUUUUGUUUUCGUGCAAAAACAUGUAUGAAUGGCAAUGAUUAUUAUACCACAAGUUUUUUGUAUAUAUGAUGAUGCAUAUUUGGCUAGAUC
Cuscuta europaea is the source of this 1665-nucleotide messenger RNA. NCBI's taxonomy places the organism in Eukaryota, Viridiplantae, Streptophyta, Magnoliopsida, Solanales, Convolvulaceae. The record is from the annotation of a GenBank genome assembly.